AUGAGGAUGACUACCCUAUCUCUCCUCUCGAUCUUACCGUUCAUAGGCUCAGCCUUGGGAGGUACCGCUUGUAAACCCGGAGCCACGACCGCUGCAUCUGUAAUUGGUGUAGGAGCUGUUGCUACAGAUGGUUCAGCCGGUGUAACUGCUGCAACUGAACCUACUGGAAAUUCCAUUAAUCCAGAUAGUGGGCUCCCAUCUACCGCUGCAUCUACUACUGCCGGUGGAAUAUCAGCAGUAGCAACUGAUGCUGCCUCAAGUACAGGUGCCGGUUCUGCCUCUGUUCCAGUGAACACACCUGCCGCACCUUCCGUCAUCCCAAGUACUCUAGAGCUCAAAGAACCAAGUAAGAAAGAAUGCGGCUGUGGCUACAAUGUUUCAGCUUUCGGUGGUUUUUAUAUGCCUUAUCGUUUCGCCUUUGACUUUUCGACUGUUGAAGAUAAGGAUUUUACUGGACCUGAUGAUUUGUUGGAAUAUGGAUUCAGGAUUAAUAAAGGUCAUCAUGUUGGUGGUCCAUCGAGCACUGGUACUAGUGAAACUGGCGAAUCGGAACCUAUCAAUCAAUGUUUAGGUGACCCAUCAAGUGUUUCCUUCAAUAACGGCAGUUUGCUUUUGACCAUGAAAGCUAAUCAAGUACUAUCGGGCGAGAUGAAGUGCCCAGAAGUGAUUCACAACAACAGUACCUUGUAUGGUAUCUUCCAAUCUGAAAUUCAACUUACUGACACCCCUGGUACCUGUCAAGCCAUGUGGCUCAACCAUACCGAUUCUGCAGCAUGGGGAGAUGAGCUUGACAUAGAAGUUAUUGGAGGCGCGAUCCUCAGUCCCAAUGCACAAAAGACACCUCCUGGUCUAUACUCCAGUAAUUGGGAUCCCAUGGGUGAUCCUAACUUUCCUCUUGAUUCCACAAAAUUGCCCCACACAUUCGGCAAAGACGGAAACAAGCAACCUGAUCCGUUCCCAUCUGAUCCUACUGGAGACUUCCAAAAAUUCGCUAUAGCAUGGCUACCUGGAGAUUAUUCACCUAGAUAUUAUAAUGGGAAAGAAAUUGGUUCACCCAAGCAGUACAACGCCAUUCAUCCUCAAGAGCUGAGUAUCAACAACUGGUCUAACGGUUCUCCAGGCUGGAGUGCAGGUCCUCCUACACAAGACUCCAAAAUGAGAGUCAGAAGUGUAUUGUUCUACUAUCGAACAGAGGAACAACAAGAUUUGAUUCAAGGUUGUAAAUUGGAAGAUAUCUGUGAGGUCUAA
This is a messenger RNA of Kwoniella shivajii, 1248 nucleotides long. RefSeq lists its product as uncharacterized. The coding region runs from base 1 to 1248 and encodes 415 amino acids. NCBI's taxonomy places the organism in Eukaryota, Fungi, Basidiomycota, Tremellomycetes, Tremellales, Cryptococcaceae. Gene Ontology annotation, biological process: carbohydrate metabolic process. The transcript has 6 exons. The record is from RefSeq and is a predicted model, not a curated record. Gene Ontology annotation, molecular function: hydrolase activity, hydrolyzing O-glycosyl compounds.